UGCGAGCCCGACGGUCGUCAGUGCUUUUGCGUUGAUUCGCGCGGAAUCGAGAUUGCUAAUAGCCGAACUCGUAAUGGUCAAAAGCCGGAUUGCGACAGCAUACAAAGUGCCGUUACUCCCAGAACGAAGGAAUGCGUUGGAAGCGGAGUACGAGGACCUUGCUCAUCUACCUUGACUAGAUGGUAUUUCGAUGAAAGGGAGGCGAAGUGCAAGCUGGGUGUCGCUGUCAAUUGUGCUACAUCCGACUGCCCUUCGGGAUAUAAAUGUAGCGUAGUUCAACAAGCUAAAGUCUGCUGCCCGGAAAACAGCAAAAUUGGUUUGCAAGGAACUAAUCCGAGCGACGUCUGCUCAAUGCCGAAGGAACGAGGUCCAUGUGACAAAUACGAACUGAGAUUCUAUUACAAUGCUGAAGCCAAAGACUGCAAGUACUUCUUCUGGGGAGGUUGUGAAGGAAAUGGAAACAAUUUCGAGAAAGUUGAGGAUUGCGAGGCCGCUUGUGGAAUCGCAAAAGUAAAAGAAAACCUUGCCACCACACCUCCAACCGCAGGUGGCGGUAGACCACCAUUCCGUACCACACAAGGAAUUCGUAUCACUCCUGGUGUAGGAGGAGCUCAGGAUGCGGCAGUCACGGAAAGGUCCGAAUGUACUUUUUAA
This is a messenger RNA of Cylicostephanus goldi, 654 nucleotides long. NCBI's taxonomy places the organism in Eukaryota, Metazoa, Nematoda, Chromadorea, Rhabditida, Strongylidae. The record is from the annotation of a GenBank genome assembly.